AUGCAAAAGAAAAAAAGACCAUAUAUAAACAAUUCAACUACAACUUAUUGUUAUAAAUAUGAUUUACAUGAAAAAUUUACAGUAGUAACAAAGAAGACAAAUUCUCUUACAAAUUUUUUUAGACUCAUUAUUUUAGAUAAUAAUGAUGAAAUUAAUAAUGAAACUGCUUCUUUUAUUAGAAUGUAUAGUGAAUAUAAUGAAAACGAUAAAAUAAAUAAGAGUAAUGAAACAAGUGAGAAUCGUGAAAUGGGUAACUAUAACAAAAUAAUAGAAAGACAUUAUGAAAUAAUGGGUAGACAUGAUAAAAUAAUGGAUAAAUAUGAUGAAGUAAAUAGUGAAAUAAGUAGACAUGUAGAAAUAAAUAGUGAAAUGAGUGAAUAUAACAAAACAGAAGGUAGAUAUGAUGAAAUUGAUAAUGAGAUAGGUAAAAACAGUAAG
Messenger RNA from Diversispora eburnea, 438 nucleotides. NCBI's taxonomy places the organism in Eukaryota, Fungi, Glomeromycota, Glomeromycetes, Diversisporales, Diversisporaceae. The record is from the annotation of a GenBank genome assembly.